Molecule: messenger RNA, 2986 nt
Organism: Helianthus annuus (common sunflower)
Lineage: Eukaryota; Viridiplantae; Streptophyta; Magnoliopsida; Asterales; Asteraceae
Product: COP1-interacting protein 7
Exons: 8
Coding region: 308-2716 (802 amino acids)
Source: RefSeq, a predicted model, not a curated record
GUAAUGAACAAGUAGUACAUUAUUUUCAUUCUCCAAUAAGAGGGUGGGGACAUUGUGGUUGAGUGUGAUCCCACAUGUGACAAUCUUCAAUCUCACUCUCUUUCCCCAUUACCCAUCUCUGAUGCAUGUGCUCUACCUCAUCAUUUCCUGCUGGCUUACUUACUACCUUCCCCUAAACAAAACACACUGCCAAUAUUCACAGAUCUGUUCAUGAUCCCAAUUCACAUGUUCCACUACAACAAUACUCAUUCUCUUUAAUCCCAAUUUCCACCCAUUCCAUUCUUCACAUCUAUUGUUUGCAGGCACUAUGGAUCCCUUCACCCCUCUUGAAUAUGCUCUGUUUCAACUUACUCCUACCAGAACAAGAUGUGAUCUUUUGCUAUGCUAUGGGAAAAACAAAGAGAAAUUAGCAUCUGGAUUAGUGGAGCCUUUCAUAUCUCACUUGAAAUUGUUUAAAGAUCAAAUCUCGAAAGGGGGUUACUCGAUCACUCUUCGUCCACCAACCACUAAUGCUUUUUGGUUCACCAAAUCCACUUUUCAAAGGCUUGUGCGCUUCAUAAACUCGCCUGAAGUUCUUGAGAGGUUUAUAAGAUUAGAACGAGAAAUUUCGCAAAUUGAGAACUCUAAUCAUAACAAUGACAAUGAAGACCAAGCUGGCGAAGUUGGAAGUUUAUCGUCUGAUGGAAGCACUAAGAAGUCUACCGAUCCCUCCAAGAUCAAAGCUGGAGAAGCUGGUGAUAAUGCACAAGAAGAAAAUUCCAAGAUUCAACUUCAACGACUAUUGGAGACACGAAAAGCGAUGCUUCGGAAAGAACAAGCAAUGGCUUAUCAUCGUGCGCUUGUGGCUGGAUUUGAGACAGAAAACAUGAACGAUCUCAUAUUGUUUGCUGAUCAUUUUGGAGCAUCACGUUUAAGGGAAGCAUGCAUAGAAUUCAGAGAUUUAUGCAAAAAGAAGCACAAUGAUGGUCUAUGGAUGGAUGAGUUAGCGGCAAUGGCUGCGUAUCCCCCUUCAGAACUAGCGUACACCGGUACCUCGGGAAUACUAAUUGCAACCGAAAGUAACGCUUCAACGUUAAAUAAUGAGCUCAGCUUCGAGCACGAAGGUGACAAAAGCACUGAUCAGGUACCAUCGACUCCUUCAAAUGUCCCGAUGCAGAUGCCAUGGCCAAACCAGAUGCCGUAUAUGUACAAUUAUCCGGGCCCACAAGGUCCACGUUACCCGUAUCCAUACCCUGGUAUGCCGCCAUAUUAUCCGGCUCAUAUGAACUGGCCCGUAAACGCUGACGACUCUAGCCAUGGCCGACAUCAUAGAUCAUCUUCGAAAAAGAAGUCGAAAUCUCUAUUACCUGAAUCCUCCGACGAAGAAGAUGAGGAUAGCGAUGAAGACGGUGAGUCUGAUUCGGUUAGUGAUUCAGGUACCGUGUCGAAGCAUGAAAAGUCAAGUAAAAAGAACAAAAAGAAGUCUUCGAAAACGGUUGUUAUCCGAAACAUUAAUUAUAUUACUUCCAAUAGGAAGAAUUCUGAUGGAGGUAGUGAUGAUUCGGCCGAAGAUGAAGUUGACGGUGUUCUUGAAACGUUGGCGAAACACCAUAGCAAGUCGUCGAAAUCACACGAGAAGAAGAAAAAAGAUGCGGAUUUAGAUACUGAUUCGGGAAAACGAAAUGAGAAUUGGGAUGCGUUCCAAAAUCUGCUCUUGAAAGAUGAUGAUCAAGAUGAGCAUUUCGCAAACCGAAAUGAUGCGAUGGAUGUCGGUGCGGAAAGUUAUGUGAAAAAUCAUCCGAAAGCGAGAGCCAAAGCCAACGACUCUUUUGUGGUUCCUGAUAGAAACGGAUUCGAUGAAUCGAGAAAAGUCGGCUCUCAUGAUUUUGAAAACGGUGAGACUUUUAGGAUGAAGGGUAGAGAUUCUUCGGAUGCUGAUCUGGUAGUUUCGCACAGAUUCGGUGACGGAACCAAUGGAACGACGGGUUUACGGGAUCUUGGAUCCGAAUCGUCGAUGAUUAGAAACAAAAGGGACGGAGAUUGGUUUGUGGUCAAGAAUUCCGAGAGUCCGAUCGAAAAGUCAACAUUUAAUGAUGACUAUGCUUCAAUGAGAGGCGACGUUUUUUCAUCUGAAACAAACAAAAAGACUGAACUCAUAGAUGAUUCUUUCAUGGUACAACCCCAAACAACGGUUGCAUAUGAUUCACAAUGGCGGUCAACCGACGUUAGCAUGGUCGAGAGCAUUAACAAGCCCGAUGCCAAUGAGUCUAGCCAGGCAGCGAAAACCGGAUCUUAUGAGCCAGAUGACCUCUAUUUGAUGGUCUCACGGGAUUCUGGGGUCGAGCCAUCGGUUAGGUCCUCGUGGACCCCGGAAAUAGACUAUGGGACCGAGGCUCAGUUCACAAAGUCUGAACCCAAGCCGGCUCCUAUUGAGACGAAAGAUCAAACCGAAGAGUCUCCGGUCAAAGCUAAAGCGAAGAAGGUGACAAAGCCUCGACCUUUGUCGAGAUCUCUCCCGACGGACAAGAGGACACCUUUCGUGAGUCGGUCAGUGGUUCCCAAGAGCAAAAGAGAACAGGAAGAUGAGAUUCGAAAGAGGGUGGAAGAACUAGCGGCCGAACGACAAAGGAGAAUCGCCGAAAGAACCGCAGCGAGUGCUUCUACGAAGAAGCCUGUUAUCCAAAAGGGCAGUUCUGGUACACCUAAGAAAACUACUACAAAGGCGACCGGCAAGUAAACUGCUGGUAAAAAGUUUGAACAUAAAGGAGAAUUCACACACAUCCUAGCGGCACGAAGACGAUUGUUAUUAUGGAGUUGUUGAUUUGUGUUGGUAGUUGUGAGUUGGUGUAUAAUACUGGGUGGUUUCUGUUAAAUACAAUGAUGAUACAGGUAUUUAUAAGUUUUUUGAAUAAUUUUUGUGUAUGUAUAAUGCAUUUUUAUGUUAAUUUGUAAUAAACAUGGUGGUUGUUGUGGCACAUUAUGAAAUUAUUUUGUGUUUUUAAGAUUA